This is a messenger RNA of Stegastes partitus (bicolor damselfish), 5225 nucleotides long. RefSeq names its product ribonucleoprotein, PTB-binding 2 (gene raver2). Gene Ontology annotation, cellular component: nucleus. The transcript has 16 exons. The record is from RefSeq and is a predicted model, not a curated record. NCBI's taxonomy places the organism in Eukaryota, Metazoa, Chordata, Actinopteri, Pomacentridae. Gene Ontology annotation, molecular function: mRNA binding. The coding region runs from base 1 to 2646 and encodes 881 amino acids.
AUGGCGGCAGCCUCAUCCAUCCAGCCGCCAAGUGUUCACUCCUCUCUAGCCCGGGAUAGCGCACUUUCCCCGGAGAUGGACAGCCCCGAGAGCCGGCAGCCGGAGGAUGAGGAGGCGGCGGCGGCGCAGCCCUGCGAGCCGGCGAUUAGCCUCCGCGACCUGCCGGACCUGGAGCCGGAGGAGAUCGAGAGGAGGCUGGCCAAAACUCGCCAGGAGCUGAGCAACAGGAGGAAAAUCCUCAUUAAGAACCUGCCGCCCGACACCACCAACCAGGAAGUCCAUGAAAUUCUGAAAGAAUACGAGCUGAAGUACUGCUUUGUGGACCGCAACAAAGGCACAGCCUUUGUGACUUUGCUGAACGGGGACCAGGCUCAGGAUGCCAUCCGCUCCCUCCACCACAGCACUGUCCGUGGACGCCUGAUCAACGUCACCCUGCAGCCCACCGACUCCCUGCUCUGCCUCACCAACCUGCCGCACACCUUCACCGCCCAGCAGUUUGAGGAGCUGGUGCGCUCGUACGGAAACAUCGAGCGCUCCUUCCUGGUGUACAGUGAGCUGACGGGCCACUCCAAAGGAUAUGGGUUUGUUGAAUACAUGAAGAAGGACUCUGCUUCACGGGCACGCUCCGAGCUGCUGGGCCGGCCACUGGGGGAUCGAUCGCUGAUGGUGCAGUGGAUGGACGUCAACCAGCUGAGCCAAGAGGAGAACCUGCACUCCAAGUGUCUGUGUGUGGACCGACUGCCGCUGGACCUCUGUGACUCUGAAGAACUGACCCAGCUCUUCUCUGAAACUUACAAACCUGUCUUCUGCCAGCUUGCUCAGGAUGAGGGCAGCCCAGUGCGAGGGUUUGGCGUGGUGGAAUAUGAGAGCGCGGAGCAGGCGGAGGCUGUGCUGAUAGAGAUGGACCGAACGCUGGUGGGAGGACAGGAGGUCCGUCUGUCACUCUGUACCCCCGGCACCUCAGGGAGAAGCACCUUGGCUGCACUCAUUGCUGCCCAGGGUAUGAUUCUGAGUAAUAGGAAAGGCUUGUUACCGGAACCGAACCUGGCUCAGCUGUUGACCAGUAUGACCAACCCUGCUGCCCUGCAGAUCCUCAUGAGACCGUACCACUCUGGGAAAAGAGGAGGAAAGUACGGACGUCACACCAGCCUGCCGUUCCUCAGGCCUCCUCUCACCACAGCUCUGCUCACGCUGGGAAAAGCACACCAGAGCGCUAUGCUUGGUAAUGGACUCGUCCUCCAGAACCUCCUGCACAUGCAGCUCGCACAGCAGCAGCUUCUACACAUCAAAGACAAACGCAUCAGCAGCGUCUCCAGUCUGCUCGGAGACCCAUCCAGGCUGCUGAUGCAGAAAGCCUUGUCUCUGCGGCCUCCAGGCCUCGUUCCACUGGGGAAAGGUCUGCUGGGAGACUCCCCUACAGAGCUGGGCCAGGAGUCGGUGCCAGCGUCUACCCACAAUGCCACAGUAGUGGUUUCAGCGGCAGGUGUGAUGCCGUACCUCCAGGGUCGAGCUGGAGGAGGAGAUCAAAACAGCGCUCAUUCCGUGUCCACGACCCCAUCUGCUUCCUGCUCUUCUUCCUCCUCUUCCUCGUCCGCCUCCACCGCCUGCGAGAGGCAGCCGGCACCUCCGGGGACGAUGGUGAGCUCCCAGCCGCAGGGACAGAGCUAUGCCUUGGGUAUAAGUAACUCAGGCCUUGGCCCCCCUCCACCUAAACCUCCUGGAGGAGUUUAUACGUCAACAGGCCAGCACAACAGCUCAGAUGGCUGCCCCCUGGCUAGCAUGGUAAGCAGCGGUCAGAGUUCUUUGUUGGGGGAUCCUCCUAAAGAAGUGAGGCUGCCCUCUAAUCCAUACCUAAACCUGGCCAGUGUAAUGCCAGGAGUGGUUCUGCAAGGGUCAGUGGGGAGCAAAGCCCAGGGAGGACAGCCUGGCUCCGGGGUGUACGGCGGCUCGGUUGCUCCUGUGGUCUCCCAGGGCUCCGGAUCCUUCUCACACAGUGCGACAGCUACGACCACAGCCCCGUACAGCACUGAUACCUCCACCGACUACAGCCAGUACAACCAAGCCUACACCCAGGAGGCCAUGCAGCAGUGGUACCAGCACUACCAGGCAGCACAAGCUCACACCUACAACACUGCUGCUCCACAGGACAACACAGCCACAGAUUACAGCAAGGAGCACACACAGGCUCCAGCAGUGUCCUCCUACGGCGAUUACAGUUCCUACAUGCAGGCCGUCACUCAGUACUACUCCCAACCGGCAACAGCCAACCAGGCCUAUGCCAGCAAGGAGGUAGAUGUGUGUAAGCCUCUCGGAGUGUCUCUGCAUGCAGUCAGUAACGGCGCGGCUCCUCCACCAGCCGUCCUACCUGCUGCCGCCGUGCUGCCGGCCUACAGCACCCUGCCUUUAAUGCCCAGCUUCCUCGGGGCGCCGCACCCGGCGGCCGCCACACCCAACCCCGUCACGCAUGCGCACACUGCCGCCACCGACUGGAACACCUACUACUAUAACCAGACGAGGGGCCAUAAGAGGGAGUAUCCUCAGCUGGCGGUGCAGGAGGUGACCUCCUCAGACGGUGCCUACAUCGGGCAGCACUCCCAGGGCCUGGGAGGGCAGUACGCCGACUACUUUAAGAGGAAGAGGCUCUAGUAUGAACCAAACCACCUUAAAGCCUAAAGCUUAGGGAGGGAGGCACAAACAGCUCGGAUGUCUGCUGGAUGUCACGGCUCCCUCUAGUGGCCUUUCUGUGGCUGCCAUUUUGCAUCCCUACAGUAGGUAUUGAGUUUAGUAGAAUCAGGGUUGCAAAUGGCUCAAGUGAAAGCAAGCCAUAGUGCUCUUUGAUCUUGGCACUUAUGUACACACACACACACACACACACACACACACACUUACACACUUACACACAUACACAGUGUUGCUUUUGUCCUGUUCAAGCCUUAACUCUUUAACUUAAACUGUUGUUUCUCAGUCAGUGCGUUAACUGUACUUAACUAAUAUUACCUUGUACAUUUUUUCUAAUAUCAUGUAAACUGAAGUAAAUCGUGUCUGUACGUACAAGCUGCUUUUGUAUUUGCAAGCUGGCGACCCGUCUGCCUGCUGACACUGCCCUAGGACUGGUCCCACAGUCAGGUCUCUCUGUCUCCCUUUUAAAAAAAAAAAAAUAAUAAUCUAAACGUGUCUGAUGUCGCACACCCACGCUUUGAUUCGUCAGACGGACUGACAUCUGUUUGUUCCCGCUUCACUGUCUCCUCUCCCGUUCCUUUCGUUGCACAGGUUCCUAUUUAAAUCUCCCUGCUGAGAAUUAGAGCGCGUGUGUGUGUGUGUGCAUGUUUGUGUGUGUGUCGCUAUGCUGUAUCUGUAGGAAGUGUCAGCCAUUUCAAUCCCAAGGUUUGGGAGCACAUCAGGAAAAAAAAAAAGGGGCCUGAACCAAUCAAAGCCCUUAAUUGUGGUGACUUCCAAUAGCUUCCCUCAAUGAAUGGACCUUUCUUAUAAAGACUGGACAGAAAAUAAAAGGCUGGUGUAAAUACUGCAGUGUAAUACAGAAUAUAUAAAGCCAUGCGUAAUAGACAAUAUCAUAUAUAAUGGACUUUCCUUUGUGAGCGUAUUGUAUAACACGAAUGAAAGGAAAAGAUAUAUUAAAUGUCUGAUUUUUUUUUUUAUUAUUUUAAACUAUACUGUUAUAUAUUUGUAAUAUAAUAAUAUUCCAAGGCAAUUCAAGUCAUUUAUUAAUACUGAAUCAAAAUUGUUUUGACUUAAAUGUAGUUAUUUGAUUUGGUUUUUAACUUUUAAGCCAAAUAUUAGGGCGCAGUCCUUUUCUCUUUUCUUUUUUUUUUUUUUAUCUUCUCUUUUCUUGUGAAACAUUUUUCAGGAGGUUUUUGUUGGAACUGUAACAGGAGCUUUACUUUCAUAUCCAGCUGCCAUUUUUCAUAAAGGUUUUACUCUUUAAGUGUCUCCUAAUCCAUACUACAUACUAAUUAGCACAGGUUUGAGUGUGUUUGCACUGCCAUAGCCUGCUCCAAUCACUCACUUGUGAUUUCUGAGUGUGCCGUCGCGGGUCACCGUCCAUCUCGUGAGGAGCAAAUUACAGAUAAAAUUAAAAACUAAUGGUGGAUGACGGUGAAACAACUCCCACGACACCUGGAAAAUCGAAAACAGAGCCAUUUCUUUUUUCUUUUUGGGGGAGAGAAAUUAGCCGUUACAGAGGAAAGUUUAAUCGCUGGUGUAAUUCAAGAGUCACAGUUUGAUUUCACUUGCACAGUGCACAUAUUACAUCAUGCUCUGUCAUUAUAAAACAGUGCAGAUUUUUAAUUCUAACUCUUAAGAAAACAAUAUACAAAGUCGUAUACGAUGUGUGCAGUUGGUAUGUAGUAUACGAUUGGGACCGUCUGGGUGAUUUUCAGCAUUUCUGUUGCUUUUUGCACAUGAAAUGCUUCUAAUAUGCUGCUUUGCAUGUGAAAUUCUGCACCUUAAUUUUGAGUUUUUAAGUGGAGAGAAAGCUAUUUAUUGAUGUUUAUUUUGGCCGAGCUGAAUUUCUUUCCAAGUGGCUUUUACAAAGGAACAUGAUGCCAUGUCUUAAUUUUCUCCUUUGCAAAAACUAACUCCAAUAAUGUAUUUGAUGUAUCUCAUUUCUACCAGUGUCCUUAUUAACAUUAGUGCACAGGCUGUGUGCAGAUGGUUGUUUGGCGUUCGUCACAGCUUUCAGAUUUCAGUUUGGACAUUAGGUUUAGGUGCACAGGCCUCUUGUCUAACAAACCGGCAAUAACUAAUGCUCCUACUGCUGUAGAAAGUUGAAUGUUUAAGUUUGUAGUGAAAAUCUUUUGCCAUUCACGCAGCGUUAUAUACUCAUAGCAGCUCAUACACAAGGUGAAAGCUUCUUUUUUUUUUUAAUGUUUGUGUCUUUACAUUCUGCUCUUAACUAUCUGAUAUAUCUCUGAGAAGAAUAUUGCUUGCAUUGCCAUGGCAACCACGCUCAUCACACACUGUGAAAACCAAUAGAAGGUGAGAUCAGAUAAUGUGUACGCGUCAGUUCAGUCCGUGUGUGAGUUUUUUUUUUUUUAAUCACUGAGGUAACGGCUCACUGUAAACAGGAUGUACAUGAUGUGCACUGACACAACAACGAGAGAGUGUCGCCGCUGAUGUGGGAGCGGUGUCGUGAAGUCCUGAGAAAAAUGGCUAAACAUUAAACUAAGGGCAAUAAACAGACACACACAUUGUCGUGUUUCCCAUUA